GCAAAGUCUCUUUGUCUCUCUUCAAUGGUGGAAUUCUCAAUCCUCAAAAGUUAAAGCUGUUUUCCGGUAGAAGUUUCAGCAAUGGAGGCUUUGACACAAAUUGCAUGUGUAUCCGGCGCUGGAAUGGAUACCCAUCACCACUCCCGUUGGAAUGAAAAUGGAGUUAGUUUGAAGAAAGAAAAGGUGGGAUUGAAGAAGAAGCUGAAAUUGUUAAAGGGAUUGUCCAAGGAUCUCUCUACCUUUUCUGAUUUAGGUUUUGCUUCCACUGAUCAAAACAAUGAUUUGAUCCUUCAAGUCCGGGGCAAAAUGAUCACGGAAGCAGCAGAGGUUUUGUUGAAACAGCUUGAGCAAUUAAAAGCAGAGGAGAAAGAAUUAAAGAGAAAAAGAAAACAAGAGAAGGCCAAGCUUAAAGCUGAAAUAUCACGUGAAUCAAGUGAUAGCGAAUGUGAGGAGGAGGUGAUGAACGUGAAGAGUCUCGCAAGAAGUCAGAGUGGAGUAUGUGAAGAAAACAAAGUGAAUGGUUUUGUUGUAGAGCGGAGGUUGGUAAAUGAUGAGACAAGUUGCUGCAGCGAUGCAGUGACAAAGAGGAUUGAGGUUUGCAUGGGCAACAAAUGCAAGAAAUUAGGAGGUGGAGCGUUAUUAGGGGAAUUUCAAAGAGUAAUGGGAACUGAGGAGGGAGUUGUUGCUGGGUGCAAGUGUAUGGGCAAAUGCAGAGAUGGACCCAAUGUCAGGCUCUACAAUUCUGAUCACCACACUCAAACUCCAAUCAAUCCACUUUGCAUUGGGGUCGGAUUGGAGGAUGUGAGUGGUAUUGUCACUGAUUUCUUUGCUCAGGAUACCCAAUAUUUGGGUUUGAAUCCUGCAUGUUAAGUCUUCGACAUUUUGAAUGUGCAUAUCUAGAUUCAGUGCUGUAUUAGAUUAGACAUCAAUAUUUCAUUUUUAUUAAAUUAUAACAAAAUCACUUUUCUUUUUA
Messenger RNA from Pistacia vera, 973 nucleotides. RefSeq names its product diacylglycerol O-acyltransferase 3. The coding region runs from base 82 to 870 and encodes 262 amino acids. The record is from RefSeq and is a predicted model, not a curated record. The transcript is spliced from 2 exons. NCBI's taxonomy places the organism in Eukaryota, Viridiplantae, Streptophyta, Magnoliopsida, Sapindales, Anacardiaceae.